Messenger RNA from Closterium sp. NIES-65, 3666 nucleotides. The record is from the annotation of a GenBank genome assembly. NCBI's taxonomy places the organism in Eukaryota, Viridiplantae, Streptophyta, Zygnematophyceae, Desmidiales, Closteriaceae.
AUGGGGAGCGCAAGAGGUUUCGACGUCGUUAAGGGUUAUGUGGACACGGAUUACGGCCAGAUACACUUUCGCAGAUGCGGACAAGGCAUGCCGUCCGUGCUGCUCCUGCAUGCCGCCCCGCAAUCCUCCUCCAUGUUCUCCUCCGCGCUCAAGCGCUUUGCCGCUCGGGGGCUGCACGCCGUAGCCGUCGAUCUGCCCAACUGCGGCGAAUCCAGCCGUUCGUCCGUGGAGCUGACGAUCGCUGACGUGGCGGAGAUCGUGCUGCAGGCGAUCCAAGGGCUGAGAUUCACCAGCACCAUCGACCUGCCUGUCCCCCGGUCUAUAGCCUGUCCCCCGGUCUAUAGCCUGUCCCCGCCUGUCCCCCCGCCUGUCCCCCGGUCUAUAGCCUGUCCCCCGGUCUAUAGCCUGUCCCCCGCCUGUCCCCCGCCUGUCCCCCGGUCUAUAGCCUGUCCCCCGGUCUAUAGCCUGUCCCCCGCCUGUCCCCCGCCUGUCCCCCCGGUCUAUAGCCUGUCCCCCCGGUCUAUAGCCUGUCCCCCGGUCUAUAGCCUGUCCCCCGCCUGUCCCCCGCCUGUCCCCGCGUCUAUAGCCUGUCCCCCGGUCUAUAGCCUGUCCCCCGCCUGUCCCCCGCCUGUCCCCCGGUCUAUAGCCUGUCCCCGCGUCUAUAGCCUGUCCCCCGCCUGUCCCCCGCCUGUCCCCCGGUCUAUAGCCUGUCCCCCGGUCUAUAGCCUGUCCCCCGCCUGUCCCCACCCCACUUCUCCAACAGAUCGGGCAUCAAACGGGAGCGACAGUGGCGCUGCAAAUCUGAUCCGACCUCCCCCAGGUGGUGCGGAGGGUGGUGCUGUGGGGCGUGCCCAUGCUGGGCUUCAUGGAGCGAUUAAGGGGGCCUUCUCUCACAUCGGGCACCAGACAGGGGCGACAGUGGCGCUGCAAAUUGCCUCUGAUUUACCGCAGGUGGUGCGGCGGGUGGUGCUGUGGGGCGUGCCCAUGCUGGGCUUCAUGGAGCGAGGGGACGUGCUGAGAGAAGAACCGCCUGAUUACGAUGGGGACUUGGAGGGCACUGUGGCCACGUUUCUGGAAAAGAGAUACCCGUACCCCGUGCCCUGGCAGCUCAAGGUGCGCACACUCAUAGACAUGCUACAGACGUAUGAACGCCGCCCCUGGCUGACCCGAGCCAUGGCGGUGGUCGACCACGCCGCCCUCCUCGGCUCCCUCCCCAUGCCCGUGCUCUGCCUGGCCGGCGACAGCGAGCCGUAUCAGAAAGCGACGAUGAAAGCCGCCCUGCUGUGCAAGAACGGCAAGUAUGUGAACCUGGGCUCGGCCGGCAGUGACGUGGUAGAUGAAAUCCCCGAUGAUUAUGUGGCAGAGGUCCUGGGUUUUCUCCUGGAGCCAGAUGUAGAUGGGGGUGUGGGGGCAGGGGGAGCGGGGGGAGGGUCGGGGAGAGUGGGGGGCGGAGUGGGGAGGGUGGGGGCGCUGGGGGGAGCGGCGCAGGGGGAGCGGGCGAGCUGGUCGAUUCAGAGUGAGGUGGUGGCGCAGGAUGGGGGGAGGAAGAUGUCUGCUGCUGCUGGCGCCUCGCGUAAGUUCUCCUGUCGAUUCAUGUCCCUUCGCGUGUUCAUCUCCCCGGUUCUGCUUGACCUCGCAAACUUCGAUUCCACUCUGCAUCCGCGUUUUCAGAAUUUCCAAUUCGACUUCGAUCUGGGGGUGUCGUCUGGAUCCGGCAUCGGAGGUGGAGGGGGUCGCUUGGGCGCGGGAGGUGGCAGUCUCAAGGACCAGAAGCUCGGCGGAGGCUUGGCGCACUCACCUGUCUUCGAGCAUCUCUCUCGCCUGUUCCGCUCACCCCCCGUUUCUCCUGCUCUGUGCCUCCUCCGCGCUCCUCCACCCCCCUUCCCCCCUUUUCUCGCCCCCCUCCGCCACCUCGGCCCCCUCCGCACCCUCCGCCCAAUCUUUCCCCCGUCCCCUCAGGGUGGUGGAGGGCGACCAGGCGCGGGAGGCGGCUACGCGCAGGGCGCCACCUCGUGGUCCACAGGCGGAGGGGGAGGGGGAGCAGCGCGCGCGCCCCCCGCCUCCGCCAGCUCCUAUGCGCAGGGGCAGGCGCAGGGGCAGGCGCAGAGGCAAGGGGGAAGUGGGGGAGGGCCCAGCUGGGUCCCUCUGGGGCAGUCCGGGAUUGGCAGCGGGGGGAGUGGGGGAAGCGGAUAUGGGGGGAUGGGGAUGAGAAUGGGAAUGGGGGGAAUGAACGCCAAGCCUCUAAACUCCUCCCUGUCGUCAUCUGGUGCGUCAGCAGCAGCAGCAUCUGCCAGCAAGGCGGAUGACGUGUUUGCCAGCCUGUGGAGCAGCGCCACUGCCUCCGCGCGACUCGGGGCGUCCACGUCAUCGUCCACGUCAGCGUAUGGAGGCGCCGCCAGGGACAGCGCGGGAGGGGCAUCUGGGGGAGAUAGAUUUGGGGGAAGUGGAGCGGGAGGGGGAGGGGGAGGGGGAGGGUUUGAUCCGUUUGGAUUCGGAAUGGGUGGUGGGAUUGGCAGUGGCGGUGGUGGUGGCGGUGGUGGUGGGUUAGGCGGUCAGCCCAUGAGGGGCAGCGGCGUUGGAGGCCCUUCACUGCGCGCCUCUGCCCCAUCUGCCGCGUCUGCUGCCACUUCUGCUUCCUCUGCUGCCUCUGCUGAUCCGUUUGCUGCUUCCUGGCCGGACCCAUUCGCCACCGCCACCAGUAGCAGUGGCAGCGGAGGUGGUAACACUGGCAACAUGAACAGUAGCAGCAGCAGCAGCAGUGGUGGCAUGGCAGGGGGGGGAUCUAGAGCCUCAUCCGCGUCUGCAGCAGACCCGUUUGCAAACUUCUCCGCCUCGUUCCCUGCCCCACGCACCGCUGCCUCCUCUGCUGCUCCCCCUCCUGCUGCCUCUGCUGCUUCUGCCGCCGCCGCCGCCGCUGAUCCGUUCGCCGCCUUCUCAUCCAACUUCGGGAGUUCACAACCCCCCAGCAGCUCCCAGCCAUCUGCUGCUGCGGCAGGGUCAUUUGACCCUCUCGUAGACAUGCUUUUCAACCCUAAGCCCACUGCUGCUGCUGGUGGCUCUGGUGCUGGUGCUGGUGCUGGUGCUAGCUCUGCUGCUGGUGGUUUUGCAGCGGCCAGCAGUGACAGCAGCAGCAGUUUCUUUGGGGCGAGCGCAGGUGGUGUUGAUUUUGGGAACCAAGACGCCGGUGAUUGGGGAAGCUUCGGGGACGCUUCUGCUUCCGCCUCCAUGGAAACCACUGUAGAGCUAGACGGCAUCGGGCCGCCGCCAGCGGGAGUCACUUAUAAUGCAGCGCUCAAUAAGGGGACGGAGUUCUACAAAGGGGGGCAGUUUGCGGACGCGAUCAAGUGGCUGGUGUGGGCGGAGCAGCUGGCGGAGAGAGGGGGGCAAGCGGACGGGGGGGGCCUGGUGGCUGUGCUGACUGCCCGCGCUUCAUGUUACAAGGAGGCUGGCGAGAUGAAGAAAGCCGUUGCAGAUUGUAGCAAGGUGCUCGAUCUCGAGCCUGAAAACACAGCAGUGCUGAUGCAGCGAGCAUGCCUGUACGAGGCGAUGGAGAAGUACAAGCUGGGCGUGGCAGACCUGCGCCUGCUCUCCCGCCUCGACCCCUCCAACCGUGCCGUUGCCACGAGCCUCAACCGCCUCAAUAAGGCACUUGCUGCUCUGGGGUGA